Molecule: messenger RNA, 1797 nt
Organism: Pipistrellus nathusii (Nathusius's pipistrelle)
Lineage: Eukaryota; Metazoa; Chordata; Mammalia; Chiroptera; Vespertilionidae
Source: the annotation of a GenBank genome assembly
AUGUGGGCCCCGGGAGGCCCCGGGUGCUGCUCCCGCUGGGGGUGGGUGGCCGUGCCUCUGCUGCUGCUGCUGCUGCUGCUCGGGGCGCCCCCGAGGGGCCUGGCGCUGCCCCCCAUCCGCUACUCCCACGCGGGCAUCUGCCCCAACGACAUGAACCCCAACCUCUGGGUGGACGCCCAGAGCACCUGCAAGCGGGAGUGUGAGGCGGACCAGGAGUGUGAGACCUACGAGAAGUGCUGUCCCAACGUGUGUGGCACCAGGAGCUGCGUGGCGGCCCGCUACCUGGACGUGAAGGGGAAGCGGGGCCCGGUGGGCAUGCCCACGGAGGCCACGUGCGACCACUUCAUGUGCCUGCAGCAGGGCUCCGAGUGCGACAUCUGGGACGGCCAGCCCGUGUGCAAGUGCAGGGACCGCUGCGAGAAGGAGCCCAGCUUCACCUGCGCCUCCGACGGCCUCACCUACUACAACCGCUGCUACCUGGACGCCGAGGCCUGCUCCCGCGGCACCACGCUGGCCGUGGUCGCCUGCCGCUACCACUUCGCCUGGCCCAGCACCAGCCCGCCGCCGCCGCCCGGCACCACCGCGCGGCCCACCACCGCCGCCCCCGAGACCCCCGGCUGGGCCGCGGCCGCCCCCGCGCUGCUCAGCCGCCCCGCGCCGCAGGCGGUGACCGUGGGCGAGACCGUGAGCUUCCUCUGCGACGUGGCGGGCCGGCCGCGGCCCGCCGUGACCUGGGAGAAGCAGCUGGAGGACCGGGAGAACGUGGUCAUGGGGCCCAACCACGUGCGGGGCAACGUGGUGGUCACCAACAUCGCCCAGCUGGUCAUCUACAACGCCCAGCCGCAGGACGCCGGCAUCUACACCUGCACCGCCCGCAACGCCGCCGGCGUCCUGCGCGCCGACUUCCCGCUGUCCGUGGUGCGGGCGGGCCAGGCGGCGGCGGCGGCGGCGGCGGCGGCGGCGGCCACGGCCGAGAGCGGCGGCCCCAACGGCACGGCCUUCCCCGCGGCCGAGUGCCUGCAGCCCCCCGACGGCGAGGGCGAGGGCGAGGGCGAGGGCGAGGGCGAGGACUGCGGCGGCGAGGAGCAGACCCGCUGGCACUUCGACGCCCAGGCCAACAACUGCCUCACCUUCACCUCCGGCCCCUGCCAGCGCAACCGCAACCGCUUCGAGACCUAUGAGGCCUGCGUGCGGGCCUGCGUGCGGGCCCCGCUGGCCGCCUGCAGCCUGCCCGCCCUGCAGGGGCCCUGCAAGGCCUACGCCCCGCGCUGGGCCUACAACCGCCAGGCCGGCCAGUGCCAGUCCUUCGUCUACGGCGGCUGCGAGGGCAACGGCAACAACUUCGAGAGCCGCGAGGCCUGCGAGGAGUCCUGCCCCUUCCCCUGGGGCAGCCAGCGCUGCCAGGCCUGCCGGCCCCGGCAGAAGCUCGUGACCAGCUUCUGCCGCAGCGACUUCGUCAUCCUGGGCCGCGUGUCCGAGCUGACCGAGGAGCCGGACGCCGGCCGCGCCCUGGUCACCGUGGACGAGGUCCUCAAGGACGAGAAGAUGGGCCUCAAGUUCCUGGGCCAGGAGCCGCUGGAGGUCACCCUGCUGCACGUGGACUGGACCUGCCCCUGCCCCAACGUGAUGGCGGGCGAGACGCCGCUCAUCGUCAUGGGGCAGGUGGAGGGCGGCGUGGCCACGCUGCGGCCCGGCAGCUUCGUGGGCGCCUCCAGCGGCCGGCGGGUCCGGAAGCUGCGCGAGGUCCUGCACAAGAAGACCUGCGAGGUCCUCAAGGAGCUCCUGGGCUCGCGCUGA